This is a messenger RNA of Chenopodium quinoa (quinoa), 600 nucleotides long. RefSeq lists its product as uncharacterized. The coding region runs from base 1 to 600 and encodes 199 amino acids. NCBI's taxonomy places the organism in Eukaryota, Viridiplantae, Streptophyta, Magnoliopsida, Caryophyllales, Amaranthaceae. The record is from RefSeq and is a predicted model, not a curated record. The transcript has a single exon.
AUGGCUUCUCAUCUCCUCUCAUGCUUUGAAAUCCCAACCUCAAUUACUGGGAAAAUCGAUAGCUUAUUAUUGAAAUUUUUCUGGUCCCACUCCGGAAUUCAGGGAAUGCAUUGGGUAGGGAAAAGGAAGAUGCAUCUUCCUCGAGGAAUGGGUGGGUUAGGAAUUCGGUGUAUCUCAACUCUAAAUAAAGAUCUUCUUAUGAAGCAAGUUUGGAGAAUUGUUACCCACCCUCAGCUUCUCAUCUCCAAGGUUUAUUCUGCUCGUGCUCGCUUCUUGUCUCCAACUCCUUCUCAGGAAAGACGCUACUCGGGUCGACAGUCCUACGGUCUUCGCGGUCUGCUUCAUGCGGAUGCUCUUUUGUCAACGGGGUGCAAUUGGAAGGUCGGCAUUGGCAAUUCCAUUCUAGCUGGAAGUUCAAAUUGGGUAAAUGGUAAAUCGCCUACCUCCCACCCAGGGGUCCUCCUCGCCACUGAAAAGGAUUGGACAGUUAAUUUAUUCAUUCUUCCUCAGACCCUCACUUGGGAUGUGGAAAAAGUACAUCAGUGUUUUAUACCGGCGGAUGCUUCCACAAUUAUUUCCAUGGAAUUUCCAGCUUUGUAG